Penicillium hordei is the source of this 4902-nucleotide messenger RNA. RefSeq lists its product as uncharacterized. The record is from RefSeq and is a predicted model, not a curated record. NCBI's taxonomy places the organism in Eukaryota, Fungi, Ascomycota, Eurotiomycetes, Eurotiales, Aspergillaceae. The coding region runs from base 1 to 4902 and encodes 1633 amino acids. The transcript is spliced from 2 exons.
AUGGGGGUCAACACCCGCAGACCGAUUCUUCCCGCCCCCACAGAAUCCAUCAUCGAUACGGGGGAUAGCGCAACGGGCACAGAUCUGGCAACUGACAUUUCUCGCCGCACAGACAAAACGUCGUACUCUAUCCCAGACGACGGUAGCCCCAUAACUGUCUCCACUCGGCGACAGCGGGACCGCGAAGAGAAAUUGUCUCGAGCUCAACACGAUUCUCACACCUCAUUACUCAUCGAGUAUUUCGAGGGCGGCAAAGGUUCAAGCGGCAUUGUCUCUCGUCCCAGCGUGCGAGUACGUGUUACACCAUCGUCGGCGAGAAAGUCCAGGGACAGAAAAGACCACUUGCAAAUCACCGAAUCAAGCGGAAGCGGUAGCCGCAAACCCUCAUACACCCACCGGAUAUCCUUACCAUCACCAUCCUCAAAGCAAAAGCAAUUGGACUCGGUCGCAACGGAUGACCACAGCCUUGCGUCGAAUUCAGCUGAGGAAGACGGUCAUCAUUCAUCACGUCGCGAGCCGGUAGAGAUCGAAUUUGUGAACCGCGGACAGGAGAGCGAGAUGUCUUCCCUCUCGCAAGACACCCGAUACCUGCCCAUGUCAUCGGAGGUUUCGUCCAUGCCGCCGGACAGCAUGAUCAACGCUUCGUCGGCGGGUCCCAGGCGAAAACGUAGCCAGAGUAUGGAGCGUGGUUCGCCCCCUGAAGAUGAGGGAUUGCUCAAGACCCCUCACCGACAAAGAAGUCGCAGUUUGAGUCAUGAACGAAUUGCGCAUCGUGUGGCAGAAAAGCUCACCGAAUCGCCGCAAGAAGCUUCAAGCGGCAAACAAAAGAGCAGGGGCGGCAAGGAUUACCUCGAAGCCGACACAAAGCCAUCCCGUCGCCGAAAGCACAAGUAUGCGGAAGAGGAUAUCACCAGUCCUGAAUCUAGUCUUCUCAGCACAUCUGCAGUCUCUUCAAACCACAAGUCCGAUCAGUACUCGAUUCGCUCCGGUGCAUCCAAGACCUCUAUUAAUAACCCCAAAUUACUCGAGACGGUUGAAGAUGCUAUCAGGAGAUUGAUCCUACCGGAGCUAAAGGAGCUUAAGAAGGACCAAAAGGUCAUGACCAACAAGAGCAAAUUCGACCGGGACAUGGCUACAUCUUAUUCAUCUGGCACGAGCUCCAGAGAUGAGCUAGGCCGACGUCUCUCCAAGCACGCUAGUGCGCCGGAUGUCAUGAAGCCCAAAGUUGUUCUGAACAAGGAUAGCAAAGACGAAGGCAUUGUUCUUUCUCCCGAGACGGCUCCACGAAACACAGAGCGCAAAUCAAGUAAAAGCAGUGAGAGCUCCGAUAUGGCGGUGAGAUGGGCCAAUCGACCCGACUACACCGAACAAGACAAGAUCCGCAGGCAGAGGAGCAAGGGUCUUCGCGACGCUCAUGCUGCUGCCCGAGUCGGCUCUGCUCUCACAGCGGCUUCUCUGAAGCAUCACGACUCCAACUCUAGUCUCGGCAGAAAGGAGCGCCGCCGAAACAGUGGCUCCCGGAAAAGUGGCUCACGCAAGAGCACUGAGAGUAUGAACUACAACGAAACCGAACUUGUUUUCCAGAAGCACAAUGUUGCGCCAAUGCCAAUGCACAGCGAGAUCGACUCCGAGUUAACCAGAAACUCGUUGCUCUCAGAGCGAACGGCAAGUCCCACUCCCGAAAAACAGCCCUCCUACUUCGACGUUGCUCGCGGGUCACCGAGGCAGGCCAUGUCGCCAGCUUCUCGCACCCCAACUAGAAAUUCCGUCGACUCGCGUUAUGAGCUCGGAAUGCGCCAUGGCAAUCAGUCGCACCAUAAUAUCUCGGUGCACAGUGCUUCGGAGCGUGACCUACAUCACCAGAGCCAAUCUCCUGGAACUGACGGUGGUAACUGGGCAAUUGCAGCUGCAGCCGCAGCCAAUCUCCUUGACGCCGCUCACCCCGGACAUAACGAAACGCAAACGCAAGAUGACUACCACAAUGAGACCACUGGCCGCGGGCUGAGCCCCAUUCAGAGUAUUGCGAGUGAUCAUACCCAGACUCACUACGACAAUUACUCGGCUCACGGCGAGCAGCAAGUUGACAGAAAUCAUGAGGUUGAGCCUCGACUCUCCAUUGACACUCUGUCAUCCGCCCCCAGUACAAACCUCGCGAGAUCCACCCGCCAGGGCACCAGUUCACACAGCCAGAGUGGAAUUUUCAAACAGCACAGCCAGGAAUCACCUGGGCUCGGAUACGAACAUUCGCUCCAGGGCUCCCAAGACAAUGGAUUCUAUGGCUAUGACGAGGAGAGCAGGCGCUCUGGAGACAGCGAUGUUGACUUCAUGGAUAAAGUCAAAGAAGGCCACCAUGUGGCUACUGGCGUUGCUGCUAACCCUCAAUUUAUGCACCCAAUCGCCGUCGAAUCUGCAGUCGCUUCCUUGAUGGAUCCCUCUGUCCUUGAAUCUCAGAUCUCAUCCACGAACCGCUCGCAAACCGAUAUGGCUCAACGACCACGCAGCCGAAGCCCUGAAAAGGUAGGAAGCGAAGUCUACCGCGGAAGCCCCUUGAAGCAACGCCAGGAUGCUUUCAAUGCCGAUGAGACCUCUUUCCCUCGCCGUAUGGGUGCUACAUCCCCCCCUCAGAGCGUUACCCAGUCCUUCGAGGACAUAGACGACUCUGCUAUGAUGGCUAACAAUGCCCCGCGUGAAAUGCAGAGUCCUCACCCAGAUGCUGAAAGCCAAGAAUCGGAGUCUGAAAUCAACACCAAUCCGUCCAUUAUACAGGGCCCCAUUGGUGGUGUCGCUCAGGCAGAUCACUGGGGAUACGAUUCAAAGUCUCCGCCGGCAGAUCACUACUACGAUACCCAGAUCGGUGGAUCUAAGGGCCUCAAUGCUGAGCAGCAGAUAGGGCUUGAUGCGGAAUACUACCAAACUGCUCAGAAUAUCUUCGGUGGCGAUGACUACUCUGCCCACUCUGGCGAGAAUCACUCUGGCGAGAAUCACUCUGGCGAGAAUUACUCUGGUGAGAAUUACUCUGGUGAGAAUUACUCUGGUGAGAAUUACUCUGGCGAGAACCAACCCCGGCCAUUGUUUGGUACCCCUCCUGGUGCUAAGGAUGAAGGUUAUGUUUCGGCUGCCAACCCCAUGUCUCCCAGCAUCGGGACCCCGAAGCAAGCUAGUCGAGGACUUGCAGGUGCGGAUGCCGCUGGAAUGGGUAGUUUCGAUAGUUCUGCUGGAGCAGAUGAUCCUUUUACCUCUGGCAAUGAACGCCACUUCAGCGGCUACUCUCACGGUGUUGGUUCACCACUCUACGACAGUGCCACCGGCCGAGGUAUCGAGAGAAUUCAGUCUCAGGAUAUUGUGGCUCUCAUGGAUCAUUUGACUGUUCGGGAUGCCCAGCGGAAUGCUAGAGAUACUGAAAUUCUGGUUACUUUGGUUCGAAGUGCUGCUGAGAUGCGCACCUCCUUCGAGCAGAUGAAGAGAUUCAUCGCCGACCAAGAUGAUCUCAUCAUGGACACUAGCGACAGGGGACAUGAGCGGACCCACAGGGCGCUUGGUGGUCCCCGGCCAUUGCCCCCCAGCGCUCCUCGGAAUCGGCAGCUGAACACGGCUGACGAGGAAGACAAACGGAAGAGUAUCUUUAAGCGUGCGCUGAAGGGAUUGAGCCUCAAGUCGGGCAGCGAUUUGACCAAGAUUGAAGGCAUGCUCGAGCAGUUGCUUGGCGAGGUUGAGGCCCUGCGAUCCGGACAAGAUGGCUUCAGCCCUCACAGUGCCACCAGAGUGGGAAGCAUGGAGCCAAGUGGGUACGAGACUCCCGGUCCAAACGGAGCACCUGUCGAGACGAGCCGCUCUCCCUACGGGUCCAGCUCUUCUCGCCCGGCCAAUGGACAACGCAGAGAUUCGGACCAACGAGUCAGCACCGUCCACGAAGUUGACGAAGACCUUGAGCUUGACGAUAGUGACCAGUUCCUGACAUCACAUCUCCCUGUCCGUGAUGCGCCCCAUCACGAGCGGUCUGGUUCAUUGCCCCUUAAUACGCCUCCACGUAAGCCAGUGGCCACAUCAGCUCGCAGCACCGAGACAACCCCCAAGGCCCGCAAGCACAAGUCCAGCAGCUCGUCCAUUUUCCCGAAGAUCUCCCGCUGGUCUAAGUCCACGGCCACCUCCAUGGGCGAUGGCAUUCGCAACAGCAUCCAACCCUCCCGCAAAGAACGUCCGACCUCAGAUGAGUCUCGAUCUGGGUCUGAUCUCGCACCCCAUGGCGCCUACAAAUAUUAUGAUCCCCAGGGAGACGACAGAAUUCGAUCCACUUAUACCUUGGCCGACGAGCAAGAUGAGAACAGACCCCCUUCGCCAUUAGUUCCUUCCCAGGUGUCUGAGGCGCCCAAGUACCGUGGCCACCGUGGGAGUCUCGAGCUGCAGCACCCCCAGCCUCGACAAGGCCCAACCGGACGUUACCAGUCCCGCCUCGAAACCGAGGCCCAGAUCUACGGAGGUCCAGUUUCUCCCGCUGGCUCAGACCAGUGGGAAUCCAACCCUAGCCUGUCUGCGGCUAACCCUCCCCAAAACCGCAACAGCGGUGUCAGCGGUGCCACGCGUCUGUCCCCGAUCUCCGAUGCAGGCUACUCGGAGACCAGCUCCCGCGCAACCCGUACACCGGGUCCACCCCGUCCUCCUAAGGUCAAGGACGCGGGUCCUCUCAUUCCCGAGCGUCCACCCAAAGUGGCCGAUGACGAGGAACCAGCUUACAGCGGCGACCGUGCUGUUUCCAGAAGCUCUGCCAUCCGCUCUCCCCCCACACGCAAGCCGACUGGCCCGCGUCCUCUUACAUCCGCCGGCCCCUACAGCCCGGGCAAUAUCAACCGAACCCACUACCGAGGCAGUCCCGCGCAAAUCGACUAUGAAGACGAGCAAUAUUGA